This is a messenger RNA of Laccaria bicolor S238N-H82, 699 nucleotides long. RefSeq lists its product as uncharacterized. NCBI's taxonomy places the organism in Eukaryota, Fungi, Basidiomycota, Agaricomycetes, Agaricales, Hydnangiaceae. The record is from RefSeq and is a predicted model, not a curated record. The transcript has 2 exons. The coding region runs from base 1 to 699 and encodes 232 amino acids.
AUGGUGACACCAAGACUCCACAACGAGGGACGACAACGGCGGUUUACCACUACACCCUCCACCGAUGACGGCGACCGCCCACCACUACCACCACAACGGCCACGAGUGCCCACCACUCACGGAUGGCGAUCAGCGCCCAUGAUCAUCACCACACGAAUGACCGGCGACCGCCCACCACCAUCAAUCACCGGAUACGCUCGCGUGAAACACAGAGCACGCUUUGACUCUACUCAUUGCGUUCAUUACUCACACACUUCACUCAUGACUAACGUGUCAUGUCGAUUUCACGACGAUGACGCCCAUGCCGCCAAGACCCGACUACGACGAUGCUCCUCCAUCAUCACCCUCCACAAUAACGGCAACCGACCACCACCACCACAAUCAAACUGGUCACAACGACACCCUCCCGUCACUCACGCUCCAGCACCAACCCAUCCAUCCAACAGUCAUGCCUCCAAUCCAGCAGCACCACCAACCGAACCCAUGCAUCAACCCCCACCAAAUGGCGCUGAGCACAUAACCGCUCCCCUGCAUUCCCAAAGUCACAGACAACCCAGCUGCCACGUCGCCGACAGGACGUGGCAACCAGACGGUUCGUCAUCAUUGAACUCGACUGCAGCGAAACGUACACUUCGCGGUGCAGGAACUGAGCCCAGAUGUUGUCGUCCUCUAUUGAUGACAACGACCAUGCGGCCAUGA